AUGGAGGCUAGUGAGUGGGAUCACGCGACCCUGAGAGAGGAGGAGUUUGAACUACACGCGGUUUACUUGGUACCGGAUGUCUCGACGUCGGCGAACGAGUCGAAUCGGGCGGAGGCAUCACUACCGAGAAAUCUUGUUCUAAAGCAAUCUCAAGCUCUUAAUGAUGUUUUGGGUGUGUGGAGCACGAGUUACAUUCCUAAAGGGACUCGUUUUGGACCUUUGGUCGGACAGCAAUAUACUAAAGAUUCAGUACCUGUCGACGCGAACCGAAAGUACUUUUGGAGGGUCUAUAAAAACAAUGAGUUGUUCUACUACAUCGACGGAUACGAUAUCCAGAAAUCAAAUUGGAUGAGAUACGUUAACCCCGCGUACUCAUCUGAAUCCCAAAAUUUGAUAGCAUGUCAAUACAAAAUGAACAUUUAUUUUUACACAAUUAAACCAAUUUUACCGAACCAAGAGUUGCUAGUGUGGUAUUGUCGCGAGUUUGCGGAAAGAUUAAACUAUCCAUUUACGGGUGAGCUUAUGCUCCAGCGAAUACGCCAACAAGUUCAACAAUCGGCAUUACCAACUAACGAAAUACCUACUUCAUCAGAUGCGUCUAUCUCAUUAAGUGAAAGAAUAACAAUGAAAGACUCAGUAGUAUACGAGCGCCGUUGCCAAAUGACUCCCACAGAAGGCUCAGUGAGAUCAGACGAGGGUUACCACUCAAACGGGUACCACGACGAGAUUCUCACACCCCCUCACGAGGAGAGCAGCGAGUCCGACUCGGAAAACAACUACGUUUUAGACUUCAGCAAAACAACCAGAACUUGUUCAUCAGCGCCGUCGCCGUCAUCGCCUCCCCCCGCGUCCACCGGCAGCAGUGUCAUCAAGCAAGACACCGUGGUGGUCAAAAACGAGUACCGAAAAGUGAAGAUAAAAAUCAGCAAGACCUACAACAACUUCCAGUCUAAAACUCAAGAUAUCAAAGACAAGGAAGAAAUCCGGGCUGUAACUCCGGAAAUUCCCCAAAAGUCCGUGUCUCCUAUCCAAAAAGUGACCAUGAUUUCCACCUCAGACAAGGUUGAAAAGAAGCCCAAGGCUUUCUAUGAAUUAGAAGUGAACUCAAAGGGCAACCAUCAGUCGCCUCCAAUGUCAACCACCGGCCGGACAUCCUGCAUGACCAGCCCCAGCAGCUCUAUUUUGGAGAACAUUCUUCUGAGGAGCAAUAAUUGUUCUGAUAAUAACAACAACAACAACACCACAAACAUCCACCAGCUUCAUAGCAAUCAUAAUAAUCAUCUCCAAGCUCACAAUCAAAUCCACAUAGACUCAGUAACUCCUCCACCAUCCAGCCCGACGGAGAUGGCGUACUCGUACAAAAAGUCUCACAGGUACGGGAAUAUUCUUCCCUGCAGUCCAGACUCGAGUUCCAACUUGCCAGUCCCUGUAGAGUGCACCAGCUCGUUGGUGAACUCUACUUGCAAUGUUCCAAUGCUCCAGAGUCCAGUGAACCCUCAUUCCAGCACGGGGAGUCUCCUUCACCCCUGCAACUCCAGCAGCAACGGCUCAAAUAGCACCAAUGGCCACUCACUCGCUGGGAACAUUCAUUCCACGGUUCUUACUUCAACCACGAGCAACCUCCACCCUGCGACCAACAGUUGCCAGAAUAAAUUAAGAAGAAGAAGAAGAAGCCCGUCGCCUACUACGACAAGCGCUUCAACGACUAGGUGCUCUUCGCCGGCACUAGGUCCAUCCACGAUCAUGUACUCCAGCUCAAACUCCCACGUGGAGUCUAAUUAUUCUGUAGGAACUGCUAUUAAUAAUCCAAGUGUCUCGCCGAUCCAGUCCCCCUCGUAUCCUUAUGGGUUGUAUCAUCAAACUGGUAGCUCUCAUCAGCAUAUAGCUCCGCUCUCGAUAAACUGCUCGGCUUACUCGCCCACCCCCUCGAGCAAUGUUGUCUAUGAGAGGAGUGAUAGGAGACACGAGCCCGCUGGCCAUCAGCUGCCCACUUCCUCCACGAUGCAGAUUGACAAUCAGGCUAAUUUGUUUGCUGGGACUCACAAUCUUCACCUGGGACACCAUCCCGGGUUGACGAUCCAUGCAAAUUCUGCGCUCAAUAGAUACUCACCGGCGAGCUCGCUGUCUCCCGAUGAUCAUGCUUGCUCACAGAGCGGUUCGCUCAGUCCUAAUUCUCAAGGCUCUAGAGGAUAUCGGUCUCUCCCCUAUCCGCUUAAGAAAAAAGAUGGAAAGAUGCACUAUGAGUGCAAUGUUUGCUGCAAGACUUUUGGACAGUUGUCUAAUCUUAAGGUUCACCUCAGGACUCACUCAGGCGAAAGACCUUUCAAGUGCAAUGUUUGUACUAAAAGCUUCACGCAGCUGGCGCAUCUUCAGAAGCAUCAUUUGGUUCAUACAGGUGAAAAACCGCACCAAUGUGAAAUCUGUCAGAAGAGGUUUAGCUCAACUUCGAAUCUCAAGACCCACCUAAGACUGCACUCAGGGCAAAAGCCGUACGCUUGUGACCUCUGUCCAGCAAAAUUCACCCAGUUUGUCCACCUCAAGUUGCACAAACGAUUGCACACCAAUGAGCGACCUUACACGUGUCAAGGUUGCGACAAAAAGUAUAUAAGCGCUAGUGGUCUUAGAACCCACUGGAAAACCACCAGCUGCAGGCCAAAUAAUAUAGAGGACGAGCUAGCUCUAGCUGCUGCUGUUGGUUCCCCUAAUUAUUACGAAUACGGACCUGAUGUUGGCAAUAUGCAAAAAGACUGCGAGUUAGAGCACAUAGAAAACUAUGAAAGGCGUAAUAGUGCACAUUCAACGUCGUUACACAAUUUGGACAAUUCAGUGGGUCGACCGAGUGUUAUAGAAACCUCUCAGCCACAUAUUAUUGAAUGUACUUAA
Messenger RNA from Cotesia congregata, 2883 nucleotides. NCBI's taxonomy places the organism in Eukaryota, Metazoa, Arthropoda, Insecta, Hymenoptera, Braconidae. The record is from the annotation of a GenBank genome assembly.